Homarus americanus (American lobster) is the source of this 429-nucleotide messenger RNA. RefSeq lists its product as uncharacterized. Bases 1 to 429 code for a protein of 142 amino acids. NCBI's taxonomy places the organism in Eukaryota, Metazoa, Arthropoda, Malacostraca, Decapoda, Nephropidae. The record is from RefSeq and is a predicted model, not a curated record. The transcript is spliced from 2 exons.
AUGCUAAUGGAUCCAGUCCCUAAACGUUUUUACACCUACAUUAACGUGGAAAAAAUCAAAACCUUUAAGCCUCAAGAAAUCCAGACUGAGGCCAGCUUUGAGACUGAGGCCAGCUUUGAGACUGAGGCCAGCUUUGAGACUGAGGCCAGCUUUGAGACUGAGGCCAGCUUUGAGACUGAGGCCAGCUUUGAGACUGAGGCCAGCUUUGGGACUGGGGCCAGCUUUGAGACUAGAGGCCAGCUUUUGAGACUGGGGCCUUUGAGACUGGGGCCAGCUUUGAGACUGAGGCCAGCUUUGAGACUGAGGCCAGCUUUGAGACUGAGGCCAGCUUUGAGACUGAGGCCAGCUUUGAGACUGAGGCCAGCUUUGAGACUGAGGCCAGCUUUGAGACUGAGGUCAACUUUGAGACUCGAGGCUAUUGUCAAGUGA